AAGACGUAUCAGAUCAGGUUAAAUAAAUCCAAAGUAAGUCACCAUGGGAGUUUUAACUAUACUGUUAGUAGCUGUUGUUGGAACUGUCUACGGAUAUGGGUAUGGAGGCAGCUAUGGCGGUGGUAGAGGAGGAGGUGGUGGGGUCAUCGCUCUAGGUGGAGGCGGUGGAGGCGGAAGUGAUGGCGGAGGAUUAUUUCUAGGUGGAGGCGGUGGUGCUGGCGGUCUUAUAGGAGGAGGAGGCGGUGCUGGUGGCCUCAUUGGAGGCGGAGGUGCUGCUGGAGGUUUAAUCAGAAGUGGCGUUGGAUAUGGAGGUUGGGUUGGUGGAGCUGGUAGAUGGUGGUGUACCUGCCGUCCAGGUGUUUGCCGUAAAGGGGAGCUUACUUUGGACAAAAAAUGCAGACUUUCACCAUUGUUUCCAUGGCAAUGGAAUACAUGUUGUCAGUGGUUCCCAUGGUGGGUAACCAGCCGUAACUACGGUGUUGGCAUCGGAGGUGGUAUUGGUGGUGGCAUCGGUGGUGGAAUUGGCGGUGGAAUCGUCGGAGGGAUCGGCGGAGGAGUUGUUGUAGGAGGUGGAAUUGGAGGUGGAUUAGGAGGAGGACUAGGCGGUGGAUUAGGCGGAGGAUUAUAUGGUGGAGUAGGAGGUGGAUUAGGUGGUGGAUUAGGCGGAGGAUAUGGUGUCGGAUAUGGUGGAGGAAAAAAGUCAUAUUAAGCUAAAUGAUGUACAGAACAGAAAUGGGAAACAAUACUGCAUUGUAUAGGAUGGAAUAAGAAUUUGCAAUUAAAAUAUAUUUGUUUAU
This is a messenger RNA of Mytilus trossulus (common blue mussel), 797 nucleotides long. RefSeq lists its product as uncharacterized. The record is from RefSeq and is a predicted model, not a curated record. NCBI's taxonomy places the organism in Eukaryota, Metazoa, Mollusca, Bivalvia, Mytilida, Mytilidae. The transcript is spliced from 4 exons. The coding region runs from base 44 to 709 and encodes 221 amino acids.